UCCGCCGCUAUUUAUAGUCGUAAGAAGCUACGAAUGUGGUCCGAUAAAAGCAUGGGAAUUUAGGAGAUACGGACCUCAAACUGUCGAUUUAACACCGACCUGGUUACCGACAUCAAUAUGGCCUCCGGUUCAUGUGCCGACGCGGAAAAGUCAGGCAUAGCUGCCAAACUAUGGGCUGCGGCGAGAAACACAGUGAACAUGCUGACAAAUGAAGCAGAUGAUGACACAGCGUUUAGACCAAUAGAAAACAUGUGGGACAAGUCGCCAUAUGAUCAAAAGGACGAUAACGACGAAGAAAUGGAGACGAUGGACAUGGGAUUGAAAAUUGAUGCCGUUUUCACGAUGCCAUUGGACGCGUAUUUAACACAACAUGAAGAAGAACACAUUUCGCGACCAAUCGAACAAAUACUCAAGGUCGAACAGCAGGCUAAAUCUCGUGCAGCUCUAUGCAAACCAUGUUCAGUUGUUUUGCAAAAAAUUGAUCAUGACCUUUCCGGAAGACACCGGGUAUUUUACCGGCAAUGGAAGAGACGUUUCGAUAAGUGUGGAUAUUCCUGUCGAUACAAAUUCAUUAGUGAUAGGUUAAGACCUCGGCCAAAGACCCCAACGAAGACUAGGAAGCCGUAUACCUACAAACAGGAUGUGAUAAAAUCAGACAGCAUGGCUCGGUCUUGCUUAGAAAACACACAGCAAAGCUUCGAUGGAAAGGAUGAUACACCGUAUAAAGCGAACGUUGUUGAUGUCAAACAAUCUUCAAAUAUAAAAACAAUGCCGCUACGGGAUAUUUUGCACAAGAAAUCUCUCUCUAAGAGAGACAAAUUACGUUAUCAGUACCUCAACCAGAAGUCUUCCAAACUAAAAGAUAAUUCAACCAAGUCAAAUAUCAUGCGUGAUCAAUUUAUCCAUGCGCAAAUAAAAACGUCAUCUGAUCCAGCUAACCAUUUGUCGGAAGAUUAUAGAACACAUGCAGAAAAGAACAAUGAAACUACAACACCGGGAAAGCAAUGUACAAAAGAAACUAAAGAUACUCUGAAGAAAACAAAAGUGAAAAUAGAACCAGGGUUAGAACUACAAAAUCCGUCUUCUGAUGUGAAAUCGGCAAUGUUUAAACAUAUUAAAGUGAAGGUCGAGCCGAAGUAUGAAGAUAAUGAGUACGGUGAUUCACAUCAUUCACACAUUCAUAAAGAUGGAAGUCGUCGACACAUUGAUCUUAAAUUGAAGACUAAGCCUGGAUUAGUGUCACUUUUGAAAAGGCGACAAGAUAUUACCGCGUCAGAAGACAUAACAAAAUAUUCUACGCUGAAAGGAAUUCUCGGCACUACAGAUGCACCACAAACAAAGAAAAUUGCCGAUUUCAGAGAAAAACACUCACUAAACCAAUCAAGAACAGAGGCUUCAAAGUCAAAAUCUAAGUCUACCGCACCAGCCGAAUUAACCGUUAAUGCACUAAAGGCAACCGUGUCAUUUGCCCCGUACAAGAGUAAGAUGCCAGUCAAUUUGAAACCUACAGAUAAUAGCAAAACAUUGAAGACUUCAUCAACUGCACAAGAAAAUCAGAACAUUGAAAACCGAUCUAACACUGUGCCUUUGGUCCAAAAUACUCCACUCUUCUUGACAAAUAAUAACCAGGUAUCAUCACCUCAGGUGCCGCUUCAAUAUGUUCUAACAGGUACCCAAAAUCCAUCGCAAGUGAUCCUGACUGGUUCAAACUCAACAAAUACCUCAAAUCCAGCACGCUUAGUUCUGACAGGUUUAAACGCACCUCAAGGCGCUCAAAAUCCAAUACAUGUGGUUCUGACUGGUGCAAAUUCAACAGGUACCCAGAAUCAAACAGUGGUGUUAACCAAUCCAAAUCAGUUGACCUCUACGAUUCAACCACAAAUUGUUCUUACGGAUGCAAAUCGGCCACCGAAAAGUCAAUGCUCUCAGUUGAUUUUAGCAAAUGGUAACACAAAUGGACCACCACGAUUGUUUUUGGCAAACACAAAUCCACACAUACCUGUAACUCAGAGCGCCCAGCAUAUUGUAUUGACCAAUGCCAAUCAGGCCGUUCCCAACCAGGGUCAGCAACAGUUAGUUUAUGCCAACAUGUAUACAAAUCCAAACCAGACGAAUGUUGUACAAACGGGACAGCUUGUACUAAACAAAAUAGUGCAACAACCUCAGCAACAGACAAAUGUAUUAAACAUCCCAUCUACACCACAGAUACAACUACAAACAAUUACCGGGGCUCAAGUCAGAAAUAUUGUUCCUCCUGUACAAGAAGCAGCUAUCGGGCAGUCUACGGUCACUUCGAUACAGCAGCCUGUUCCUGUGAUUCAAACGUCCAGUGUCUUGCCAAGCACAAUGAACUUUCCGCCUGGUACCUUGUUUUUGAAACAGAACUGUCUUCCUGGACAAAUCCCUCAAUCGGGACUACAGGCACUGACCAAAUUAAUGGCAGAAAAACAAAACAAACAGGCACCUACAGUGGUAAACAUUGGCCCCAGAGGCGUGGAAAAUACGGAUUCCCAACCAACUUUGCCAGUUCAAGGGAAAACUGUUACUAUUGGAAAUCAAAAAUAUCUUCUUGUUCCUACGGUAUCCCAAGGUUCUCCUGCCCCAACCUCGCUUAAUGCAGGCGUUAAAGAUAAUAACACUGGAAAUCUUCAGUAUGAUGGAUUUUCAAAGUUAUCUGUUGCGAAGAAAAUGAAAUUGUUACUGGAAAGGAGUGAAGCCAGUCAAAACCAAGGACAGACAUUACCCAGCCAGUCGAGUAAAUCGACGUCCAGUAAAGCAGUCCUGCAUACAUCAAUACCUUCGGAAACCAAACCAGAUAGGUCAUCGGCAGCAGAUACAGCUUCAGUCAUCAAAAGGGCUAAACAAACCCUCCCAACAGAUUCUCAUAAAACAUCCCAUUCAAAUCAUCAGACGAAUACUGAUGAUGUAAUUUUUAUUGACGAUACCGAUAUUGUUCCUGUAGAUAUAGUGCAAAAAAGUUUGACAAAUCCACGAAAACGAAAUCCGCGAAAAUCCAAACCACAACCUCGUUUAGAUUAUGACGAGUUUUUGAAAAAACAGCGGAGGUCCAAGCAGAAGUCAAAGCAAGUUUCUUCAAGCGAUGAAAAUGAAAGUACCGACAGUGAAAUUGAUAUCGAGACUGUAGAUACUGAGCCUGAAAUGGCUGGUAAAGGCAUGCUGAUUCCGAAAACACCAACUAUGCCACCAGGUUUGUAUCAGUGGCCGGAUGGUGCAACUAUUGACGAGAAGAGCAUUACACUUCCACCCAAUUUUUGCAAGGAAUAAAUCCUGAGUGAAUAAGUUCCCAUCAAACACGGCUUUGUUUUAAUGAACAGUUUUGUUAAUUGUGCUUAUAUUGAGAAAAGCAACAAUACCACCGUGUUGGGUACACAGAAUUUCGAUGUUGAGAGAUUUGCUUAUCUUAAUUACUCUGUAACAUCCAGAUACAUUUCAAGUUACUGUCAGCAGUUUUUGUUACAUCCAGAUAAGUUUCAAGUUACUGUCAGCAGUUGUAUUUGUUGAUUGUCAGUAUAAUUAAAUCUUAAUUACGACCCCUUUCGUCAUAAAUGGUUGCUUAGA
Messenger RNA from Mizuhopecten yessoensis (Yesso scallop), 3579 nucleotides. RefSeq lists its product as uncharacterized. The transcript is spliced from 2 exons. The record is from RefSeq and is a predicted model, not a curated record. Lineage: Eukaryota; Metazoa; Mollusca; Bivalvia; Pectinida; Pectinidae. Bases 118 to 3285 code for a protein of 1055 amino acids.